UGAAAAUGUUUUUAUUAAACGUCAGUAUGUGUGGUGAUUCAGUGACAGAGCCCGUGAGCCUUCCAAUGCUUUUGACAGUUGUAACAUAUUGGAAACGUUGAGAGAACCCCAUUUUCCACUGGAACGGUAUUGAUAAGCAUACAAACACAUCGUCAGGCUAACAGUGUACGCGUGUGUGAGUGUGUGUAAAACGUAUGGAAGAAUAAGAAGAAGAAGAAGAAGAAAAAACGAGAUGCAAGAAAAAUAUCCGAAAACAUUCAAAGUGAAGCUCUAGCGAGCACCAACCAAAAUAGUUCGAUCUUUUUGGUGCAACAAAAUCUGACGAAAAAAUAUGUAACAAACAGCUGAUUUGACAGAAGUGUGAGUUUGAGAGAAUUUGAUCGUAAAAAAGAACGAAUAUUUGUGUUAAUUUCGGAAAUCAGCUUAUGCAAUUCGGGUGAGCCCAGCCACACUAACAAACGCAGUUCAAAAAAAAGUCGCGCUCAUUGCUCACGCAAAAUGUUCGAAGCAUUCAAUUUGUAGAGUUUUUUUCUGGGUUUUUGCUAUUGCAUUUACUGUGUGUGUCAAAAUAGAGAAAAGAAAAAAAAAACAAAAUUGGUUCAUCCAUUAAAAAGUGAUAUCGAUGGUCGACGAACCAGAUGAAAAGCAUCUCCAAAGUGAGAAAAAACCAACUGAUAGCACCACCAUCACCACCAAUUUAGGUUACACAACGAAAGAAGCACUAAAAGUACUCUGUGAUGAAAUUGAGACGGUCGUUAAAUCGUAUGAAACCAAAUUCCAUAACGAAAGUUUGCUAACGACAGCGAAAAGUGCAUUUGCAAAGCCGUACGAGAGCCCAUUGAGCUGGUUUUCAAUAAUCACAACCGUUGUGGUUGUCGUUUGUUUAGCGCUAACAAAACAUUAUUUCACCUCAAUAUGUGUGCUGUGCAUAUUAUUGGCAACCAUCGUGCUGGACGUAUACGAAUGCUAUUUGCGUCGCACCGAAAUUUUUCGCAAAGUUCGACUGAUUAUAAAUGAAGUGGAAUUGGCGCAAAAACUAUGCAAAGACUGGACACCCGAAAACUAUCCCAACGUGUAUUCGCCGAUGUCGCCAUGCGUCACACUUCAGUUAUGCUAUCGCGAUGGAGGUGUUGUCAAUCUACCGUGGGCAUUGCUCGUUAAAAAUGAUGUCAUUGUCAUUAAAUCAGGACAAACAGCGCCUGGCGAUUGCAAAGAAAUAUCGGGCAAACGGAAAUUCAAAACCGGCGAAACCUAUGGAUUGGCACAGCCUUUGGAAGCGCCAGUUCGACCGACGGUACGUUCACCGCUGCCCGAUAUGAUAUGCAUUCUGGAGAGAACGCCAUUUUUGGACAAUCUGAGGAAAAUUCUAGACAAAUCACCAAAACGUCCGCCAACCAUUUACAAUGAACAACGUCAUUUGCUAAUCACGAAAUACAUUCAGCAUUGGGGUGUUAUUGCGUGUUUGCUAAUGACAUUAUUAUUUGCUGCUUUGCAUUAUAAUGACAAAUUAUACGAUGACCGUUUCGUUCAGCUGAAAUGGAUGAACUUGUUUAUCGAAUUGCCAGUGUGUGCUAUUUUACCCGUCAUCCCAAUGAUGUUUCCAGUCAUGUGGAUAUCGAUUAAUUUGUGGGGCAUUGCACGACUUGAAACGCAUUUAGCACAACCACAAUCCACUAGCAAGCUCGAUCAACAAAGGUCAUUUCAAGAAGACUUGGACACACCCACCUUAGAAUUCGAAACAGCGAAACUUUCCUUCAAAGAAGUGCUAUUCAAUUGGUUGCGUUUAUGGCGCGGUUACAGCAUGCUACUCGGUCGUUCAUCGAAUGUGGUACAGGUGUUGGGUUCCGUGACGGCUCUUUGUUGUAUUGAUAAAAAAGGAAUUUUAUCAUGGCCAAAUCCUACGGCUGAGAAAGUACUGAUUUUGCGAGAUGCCGAAAAUGAUUACUCUUCCGAAGCAGAAAGUGAAUCAUCCUUUGAUUCACAUGAACGGUCCACCAAAUCCGAUAAAAAUGACAGAGAAACAGCGAUCUUUGAAACAAAGUCCAGCCAAAGCCGCACCAAUAAACGAACAACUGAAUCCAAAGCAUCAGCAAGCAAAAGAGACAGUGGCCGAAUUAUCGAUACGCAUAAACAUCCCGGCACCGUUGCCGAAGUACUUGAUCUCACACACGAUCAGUGCAGCCCAUUUAGAAUUGAUUUUGACGAUCACAGCUGGAAGAAACACAUCGACUCAUUGAAACCGUUGGGCUUGGCCAUUUUAGUGAAUACUUGCUGUCAAAAGACACAGGAGCAUUAUUCCAAAUUCUGUGCACAUGUUACGGCCGUCGCUACCUUAGACAAAGAUCUGGUGCCUGUUACCAAUCGACGAUGCCUUUGCGAAUUGGCCAAGCAAAUUGGUUUCACGGAUAAAGCAACGGACCUGUUCAACCUCGAGGGACAAAUAGCAAGUUAUAUGCAUUUGCAACCGGAGGUGGUCAGAAGAGAUAUACGCUUUGCACGUCACCUUCGUAUUGCGUCCAAAGUGAAAGUGCCAUUUCCGCAUUCUUUGUCUGUUGUAAUUCGCGAUAUACAGAGUAAUUCAUUGCAAAUGUUGACUCAAGGCACUGCAGACAUCGUAUUGGAUUGCUGUGAUGAUUUCUGGGAUGGUCAAGAUUUGCGACCGCUCGGAUCACAAGAGCGAAAACGUGCCCAGGAUUUCUAUCAACGGAAUGCUUUGACUUCAUAUUGCACGGCUUUUGCGUAUCGACCACUCAGACAUGGCGUUGUUGGUGCAUUAGGAGAAACUGCUUACAUGGAACUACCGCCCGAAUCUACGUACAAAACCAGUGCUCACCAUUCUUGUGCUCUAUCUCAUGAGCGUGGCGGGAUUUUCUGUACAUUCGACGGUGCUCAAAGCAAUUGUGAACCGACGGCAACUGAACUGAAGCAUUCGAUUAGCUCGGACUCUCUGCUUUUUUCGGAAAAUAACAAAGAAGAAGACAUCUGUGAUGUUGAUGGCUGUUUCGAAAUGCAAUGCCAUCAAGUGUUCAUCGGAAUGGUGACCAUGCAAUAUCAAGCUCAAACCGAUAUGGUUUCGUUGAUUGAGCGUCUUGAACGAGCGUGUAUUCGAUUCGUGCACUUCAGCAAGGAAAAUGAACUUCGAUCAAGGGUCUUCUCGGAAAAGAUGGGCUUAGAAUCCGGAUGGAAUUGCCAUAUUUCGUUGCUCAGCGACGAUCACAGCAACGCACCGUCACCACAAAGUCAGUCGCAUAUCUUUGAUCCGGUCAUUAGUUCAGCCAUUUGUAACAACGAAAUUAUGGCUGAUGAAGACGGAGUGGAUUCAGAGAUGAAUAGACUACUGCCAUUAACUGGCUUGGAAUCGAGCAAAAACUUGAGCUCAUCAGCUCCAGGCGCAAUCAGCGAUGAAGUGCCACAGCAAAAACUAUCAAAUGUUAGUUUCAACAGUAGCUUCGAUUCGGGAGCGAGCCGACCAAGGGUUUCCAAAGAUUCAGCGAUGGAAGAUGAAAAUUGUCGUUCACUCAGUGGGUUCAGCGACAGCACCGAACAAAGUGCUGCCAUUAAUUUUGAUAUGUCCAAUCGGGCAAAACUUCCUCGUGGCAUAGAAAAUAUUCGUCCGCAUUUAGAGAAUGUCGACAAUGUCCCGCUGCUCGUAUCGUUGUUCACUGAUUGUUCAGCAGAAGCAACGCGUGAAAUGAUCAUGAUAAUGCAAAACUACGGCGAGAUUGUGAUUUGCGUUGGCAGCAGUGCAAGCUGUGCGAAUGUCGAUAUAUUUCUCCAGGCCGAUUGCUCUAUUGCCAUUGAACCACUUUACCCUCAAGUUUGCCAAAAUAUCCCUGCUUACACGGAGUCAAAUAUACUGAACAAUCGCAAAACAGUGUCGGAAAAUGAUAAAUCGAAAAAAUGGUUUGAAUAUGAACCAAUGCGCUUCCAUUGCACCUCAACCAUAUCGCCGAUUUACCUGAGCCGUCAAUUGAACGCUAUCCCCUGUUCCGUUGCAGUGUGUCGUGAUGAUUCAUUUUCAAUAUUGGGCAUGAUUGAAUUGUCACGGAGAUUUACGAAUGGUCUUUGGAAUUGUAUUCAGUUCUGGGUGUGUUGCGCCUGCAUGCUGGCUCUCAUCAAUACGAUUUGUGCUUGCUUAGCACUACCGCCCAUCCUGACCCCUUUCACAUUGGUGUACAUAAUGUGUGUCGUCGUGCCUCUGAUAUCAACUACAUUGGUAUACAAUGAAUACGAUCCGGAAAUUAUGAAUCGAGCAACAGGGAAAAAACACUCAAAUUUCAAUUCGAAAGUUAUUGCAUACGUAAUUUGCUCGUACGGAUUCAAGUUUAUUCCGACAAUUGUUAUCAUGGUUUUGGCAUACUGUAUGCUAAUGUCACAUCCAGCAGUUGAAGUACUUGAUGUAUUUGACAUAGAGAAGGAGAAUUUCUAUAAAAAUCUCGAUACCUCAAGAUGUUUUAUAUUUUAUUCAAUCAUUUUACAUUUUGUUAUUAUCUCAAUGAGCUUUGUGCACCGAGACUAUUCCAUAUGGACGAAAAAUCCAUUCACAAAUCGUGCCUGGCUAGCUGUCUGUGUCACCAUAUUUAUAGUUCAGACGAUCAUUUUUGCUCUCAAUUUACUUUUAAACCGUAAAAUUGUCGAUCAACUGGAAAAUGUGUGGCCGAUAGUUUUGUUUCUAAUUGGAUCUCUAGUGAUUGUUUUCGUAAUCGUUGAAUUUUGCAAGUGGCAAGAACUAAAAGCAAAUGGUCGCUAUCAACGUCGUGCCCGACUGGACUUUGGCACGAAACUUGGCAUGAACUCGCCAUUCUAAAGCAAACCAUCGAGUUUAAUUCAAUUCAUGAAUUCCCCAAUUCAACACUACCUCUCGAAUAUUUUGACACUUCAUAUUGCCAACACCGGAAAAUGUACUUGAAACAACAGUUAUAUACCACGUAUAUCAAUGUUUUAUUUCAAUCAGCUUGUAAGAAGUGGGAUCUUCCACCGAAUCAAUUGUUUUGGAUUUCACUUAAAAUUGAUCUAGAACAAACUACUUAAGGCUCUUACAAUCAAUCAGUUGUUCGAUCCAUGCAUUUGUACUAUUUUUUAUUGCUUUUGUUUUUCUGUUCAUUCAUUAUUGUCAUAUUCUGAAAGCAUUGACUUAUUUCGUGCUGAAACCGUUUUAUCUUUUAUACUCAGUAUAAUAAACUGGUUUGCAUUUGUCAAUGAGAUCAUAAUAAAAUCUAUACACUAUAUUUUUCGAACUAAGAAAA
Messenger RNA from Sitodiplosis mosellana (orange wheat blossom midge), 5246 nucleotides. Its product is annotated as transmembrane protein 94. The record is from RefSeq and is a predicted model, not a curated record. The transcript has 15 exons. Lineage: Eukaryota; Metazoa; Arthropoda; Insecta; Diptera; Cecidomyiidae. Bases 623 to 4807 code for a protein of 1394 amino acids.